Molecule: messenger RNA, 6147 nt
Organism: Hemicordylus capensis (graceful crag lizard)
Lineage: Eukaryota; Metazoa; Chordata; Lepidosauria; Squamata; Cordylidae
Gene: L1CAM
Product: L1 cell adhesion molecule
Exons: 30
Coding region: 58-4119 (1353 amino acids)
Biological process (GO): cell-cell adhesion; axon guidance
Cellular component (GO): plasma membrane; axon
Molecular function (GO): protein binding
Source: RefSeq, a predicted model, not a curated record
CCCAAGCACACCCAGAGUCAGGUGCCUAGAGUGCCUGGCUCAUGGGGGAAUCCCCCAAUGCACUGCAUUACUCACGCGGUGCAUUUUGGGCUUCCUGGAGGCUGGUACUUGUUUUUCUGGCCUCCAGUGAUCCACGCUCCUUGGAAAAGCACCGAUCAUGUGGGCAUGCACCGGCGCACUGAAGAGCAGCAGUACAAUCAUCUGGGGAGAAGCCACAAGUCAUACUGGGCUUUGCAUGCUGCUUCCUCCUCCGUUGCUGUGCCUCUGCCCAGAUUUGGUGAGCGGCCCCGGCCCAAGGUGCCGGGGAAGAUGACACCGGCCCAUUUGCUGAUACUCUGGCCGCUGGUUCUGCUUCUCUGCCAUCCAGCAGCAUCCAUCCAGUUACCCCCAGACUAUGACCAAAAGAACAUACUGCAACCACCUGAAUUCAAAGAGCAGCCAGAGGCGGAGAUUGUUGUGUUCCCCACUGAUGAGGUCACCCUGAAAUGUGAGGCCACCGGGAAACCUAAACUGACGUUCCGCUGGACCAAGGAUCGACAACUGUUUGACCCGCACCAGGAGCCAGGGGUGACGAUGCGGGAUGACUCGGGGACUCUGGUCAUCACUACGAACAAUGGGAAUGUGGCAACCAAGUUCCAGGGAGUGUAUCGGUGUUACGCCAGCAACGACCUGGGCACUGCCAUGAGCACAGAGGGCCGCAUUGUUGCUGAGAGUGCCCCACAAUGGCCCAAAGAGAAGGUAGCAUCAAUUGAAGUGGAGGAACAGGCCGCUGUGAGCUUACCCUGCAACCCACCAACCAGCGCUGUCCCCCCAAAAAUCUACUGGCUCAACAGCAAGAUUGAACACAUUACCCAGAAUGAACGAGUCACCAUGGGCCAGAAUGGGAACCUUUAUUUUGCAAACGUGGAGAUGAAUGACAGCCAACCGGACUAUAUUUGCAAUGCUCAUUUCCAAGGUCCCCGAAUCAUCAUCCAGAAGGAGCCUAUUGAACUAAAAGUCCAUCCCAGCAACUCUUUACAGGUCCAGGAGUUGGGUCUAAUGCUGCCAGAGGGGGCAUCCAGCACCUAUGUGGCGCUGCAGGGAAAAACCCUGGUGCUGGAAUGCAUCGUGAAGGGAUACCCAACACCAUCUUUGGAAUGGGUCAACGUCAAUGGGCUGAUGCCUUCAGGUCGGACAGAAUUUGACAACUACAACAGAACCCUGCGCAUCCAUGGAGUCGUGGAGGAUGACGACGGAGAAUACCAGUGCAUUGCUCACAACAAACAUGGCACUAUUCGCCACAAAUACUAUGUGACUGUUGAGGCUGCUCCAUCCUGGAGAAAAAAACCAGAGAGCCACAUCUAUGGGCCAGGGGAGGAAGUGCGUCUGGACUGUGAGGUCUAUGGGAAACCCAAACCAAAAGUGUCAUGGAGAAUAAAUGGGGUCCCUUGGAACGAGCUUCAGCAAGACCCCAAAAGGACCCUAAACCACCAAGGAUCUCUCAUCUUUAGCCGGGUGCAGCCAAAUGAUACAGCCGUGAUCCAGUGCGAGGCCCACAACAAGCAUGGAAGACUCUUGGCCAAUGCUUACAUGCAUGUUGUCCGUCUGCCAGCACAGAUCCUGACUGCAAAUGGGCUACACUACAAUGUGGUGAUUAACCAGACAGCCAGUUUGAACUGCAAGACUUUUGGGGCGCCUCGGCCCAAAGUGAGAUGGUUUAUGGACGACAUGUUCCCCACCCUAGGAGAAGACCGCAUGUUUGAACACAUAAAUGGAACUCUGCAGAUUGAGCAAGUCGAGCUUCAGGAUGCAGGGAACUAUACAUGCGUGGCUCAGAAUGAUCAGAACAAUGUCUCCAUCAUUGCCCACCUUGUUGUCAAAGAGGCCACACAGGUAGAGGUGAAGCCUGCGUACGUAGAGGCGAAGACCGGCUACAGUGUGACGUUCCAUUGUAUGGUGCAGUUCGACAAAUCCCACAAACAGGAAACCAAGUGGCACCGAGAUGGGAAGGACAUUGAGGAGCCAGAUGACAGUGACAAAUAUUUCAUCAAUGGCACAUCUCUGACAAUCACCGACCUGAAAUACUCUGACCAAGGAACAUACAGCUGCCUGGCUUCGACAGAUUUCGACUCUGUGGAGAAAAGUGCCAAGCUCUUGGUGGUCGGCAAGCCUGGCCCUGUGACAGAUCUGGAAGUGGAGAAACAGCAGGAUUGGCAAGUGAAGCUGACAUGGACACCAGCCGAGGAUCACAACUCUCCUAUCCAGAAGUAUAUUGUUUAUUUUGAAGAAAGCUUCUUUGAGCCAGAUCAAUGGAAGCGGUUUACCAGUGUACCAGGAAACCAGCAGUGGGCUCAACUUGAUCUCUCUCCAUUUGGAAAGUAUCGCUUCAAAGUACAGGCCAGAAACAAACACGGUGACAGUGAUGUAAAACUAAGUUCCACCUCUAAAUAUUACGAAACGAGUCCAGCAGCCCCUGAGCGGAAUCCAUCUGAUGUCCAUGGAGAGGGAACUGAGCCCAGAAAUAUGAUCAUCAGCUGGACGCCUUUGCCCCGCAUAGAUUGGAAUGCCCGAACAGUGAAAUACCAUGUGCAGUGGCGGCUGAAGAACCAAGGCCAAUGGAACGAGACAGAAGUUGAGGAGCCUCCUGUGGUGGUGACAGACACUCCUAUCUUCUCUCCCUAUGAGAUCAAGGUGCAGGCGCGUAAUGAUCAUGGCAAAGGCCCGGAACCUCUCAUCUUCACUGGCUACUCAUGGGAAGACAUUCCAGAGGCUGUCCCAGAGAAUCUGGCAGUUGAGGUGAUCAACAACACUACCAUCAAACUCUCCUGGUUUCUGUCUGACAAAAAGAAAGUUUGGGGCCGCCUCAAGGGAUUCAAGGUUUAUUACACCAGGUUGGGGACUGUGGCAGAGUAUAAACACCAGAAGUCCCAUCCCCAUGCACACCAUGGUGACCUGCUGAUCACAGGGGAUGUAAAUGAAGGCACACUGGAGGGCUUCCAUCCCUGGAGUCAUUACCGGGUUCAGAUGGCUGUGGUGAAUGGGCGGGGGGAGGGGAACAAAAGCGAACCCAUAGACUUUGACACACCUGAGGGAGUCCCUGCCAAGCCUGAAUCCUUUCACUUGGAUUACCUCUCGGAUACAGCGUUGGCUCUAGAGUGGUUGCCCCCCCAAUCCCCCAAUGGAGUUUUGCUGAAAUAUGUAUUGAAAUAUCUGCAAGUCAACCAGACAGAAGUGGACAACAACGGCAUCAUAAUCCCAGCCACCCAGCUUGCGUACAACCUCACUGACCUGGCCCCCCAAAUUCCCUACAAGUUCUACUUGCAAGCGGAAACCAGAGAGGGCAUGGGAGAGAUCUCUUUCCUAGAGGAGCAUUCAGUGCGUGAGUCAGUGAACAUGUCCCUGAUGAACAUCAGCUUGGGUGAGACUGGGGAGAAUUACACUACCAUCCUCUGGAUCCCGCGUCCCAACCAGCGAGACAUGGAGUUUGCAGUUCACAUUAUGAGCAAGUCUGACAGAGAAGACUGGCGUGAUGUAGGGAAGGCCACUUCCAGUCAGGGCUCAUACAGCAUCCCAGACCUGGAGCCUGGCAAGCAGUAUCGGGUCCGACUUGUGAAGGUCCAUCGAACAGGGGAUAAUCAAACCAUCUGGCAAACGGAUGUGGAAACCAGUGGUGUGGUCAGUGAAAGAUACAGGGGCUUUGCCAAAGAAGGUUGGUUCAUCGGCUUUGUCAGCGCCAUCGUCCUCCUCAUCCUAGUUCUGGUGCUUCUCUGCUUCAUCAAGCGCAGCAAGGGCGGCAAGUACUCGGUUAAAGACAAAGAAGACACACAAGUGGAUUCAGAGGCCAGACCCAUGAAGGACGAGACCUUUGGAGAGUACAGAUCCCUGGAGAGUUCAUCCAUGCUUAGAAUUAGCGAUAAUGAGGAGAAGCCUUUCACAAGCAGCCAGCCCUCCCUGAAUGGCGACAUCAAGGCUCUGGGGAGUGAUGACAGCUUGGCGGACUAUGGAGGCAGUGUGGAUGUCCAGUUCAAUGAGGACGGCUCCUUCAUUGGCCAGUACAGCGGUCACAAGGGCAAAGAUGGAGGCGGAAAUGACAGCUCAGGGGCCACCAGCCCCACCAAUGUGGCUACUGUCUUGGAGUAAGAGGGGGCAUUUCCCCAAAGGAUGCCCCCAGCCCUGGGGAAAGAGGAUUUCCCUGUGGAUUAUUGGGGGGCAAAGGAGUAAUCCCUCCCUCACCAAGGGAAAGAAACAAUUUCCUCAUAAAGAAAUCAUCUCCCUCAAUGGAAAAAGUAAUUGGGGGAAUUCACCCCUUUGUUUACUACCUGACCCCCCCAAAAUCAGGGAGGGUUAGAAAAUCAGGGGAUUCCCAGAAUUACCCACCCAACCCUAAACAAAGUCAUCCUCUCAUUUCUCUCCCCGCCCCUCUGCCCCCAGCAGUUAUCCUUCAGCCAAAUUAUGUAUGUAUGUGUAUGUGGCGGGAAGGGAGGGGGCAAUGACAGGACCAAAGGGAUGAGCUUCUGUAGGGGCAGGUGGGGCUUCAUCAGUGAGGCUCUAGGUUCAGAAUUGCCAAAAGAAUGGAUGCUCUCUUCCCAAGCCCCAGAAAUGUUUAUUAUUGGUACAGGUUUGGGGAGGGGUGUUGCAAAGUCCCAUCCCCACCCCAAAGAAGGGAAGGAGACCAAAUAGCUGGUGACCUAGUAGGGUUCGGAAGCUGGGAACUUUAAGGUCCUUUCUCUGCUCUCGUUGAGGAAGGGUGCCCAGUGGGUUAAGUGGGAAGUCUGGGCACCAGAUUCUUUGUGUUGGAUGAUCAAUUAUGGGAAAGGAAUGAAUAUGUUGGAACAUUAGAAGGGAAUGGAUUUUGCCAUGCACCCACUUCCUGCCAUGGAUUAAGCCAAUGGUCUCCUAACACUUUUACCUGGGGGAGUUGUACACUAGCUGAAGCCCCUGAACUCUGCUCCCUAGACCUGCCAAUCCUUCUUCCCCUUUUGCUUUAUUUCCAAACCACAUCUUAUCUAGGAGGCAGUUCUCUUUCAAGCUUUCUACCUUGAGGAAACUCUUUCCUCCUCGACUUGUCUGCUGAGGAACUCCUGCAUGUCUGUCAUGGAACCCCUGGAAUGCUGAGUUGCAAAAGAUCCCGGGGCAUCUUCCAGGACUCACACUUGGUUUGUGAGGGGAACUGGGCCUCACACUCUCCCCUUGUGAACCGAGUGGAAACCAUCACAUACCCAACACUCCUCUGUAGCUACAUAUUGUAAGGGAUGAAGGGUAGUAGUGGCAAGCUGUUGUUAAAGGAAAUUGGCCCACAACAUUUCCAGUUUUGUUGAGGAAGGAACUCCUCAUAAACUUUCAAGAGAACCCUGAAACACAGUUUGGAAACUGUUGUCAGAACUCUGUUCCCCUCUGGUGCUGAAUUUCCCACUUAGAUUCUCUCUUUUUUACUUUUUUGGGUGCCACAUUAAUUCAUGUUCUUUUCUUUAUGAUGACCAAAACCUAGGGUUCCUUUCACUGGGCAAAAUUCCCACCAUUUCACAACCCUCCUCCUCUUUCCUUCUUCCCCACCUCCAGCCUCCCCCACAAACAACGGAUAAACCCAAGAACCUCCCUGCUUCUUGAAUGCAUCUCACGCAGCUGCCUUGCGACACGUUCUGUCUUUCAAAAGUGGCCUCUUGUUCACCGAAUCAGCCCCUCACCCCACCUCCCAUCUCCACCUCUGUCUGGUGUAUUUUUUCCCCUCUUGCUUGUCAAGGAUGAAAUACAUCCUUGCUUUUUUUGCAUAAAAAUUAAAAAAAAAAAUAAAAAAAAAAUAAAAGUACUCUGAUGUUUUGAGCAGCCCUAUACGGAAUAAACCCUGCCUUCUCCCUGUUCUGUAAAUAUUUCAAACCCUUGUACUCGAGUUUGUUUUAGAUGUCUUAGGACUGGUGUUUUGAAGUCUUCUAGUUGGUCUAUUUAGAUGGCUUGGAACUUAAACAAAAUUAAGGAAAAAAAAACAUUUAAAAAGGUCCCUUUAUCCUGAUCUGUGAUGCCAUCCCCCCACCCUCAAGCCUUCCUGCCCUGUGUAUUCUUCUCUUUUGUCAGGUCUGUUGCUAUCUACCUUUCUCUCUCGAUGGCUUUUUUAUAUAUAUAUAUGUAUAUAUAAACAGAAUUAUAAAAUGGUAAAUAAAUGCUGAAAUUGGA